GUCCUGAGCCCUGUUCCUGCGAGACAGCCCUUCUCUGGAAGGGACCCUGGGGGCUAACUUGGGGGACGCAGGCCUCAGCACGGGCAGGAGCAGCCCACAGGGCCCGGAACCUUAAGCCGCCGCCGCCCACAUUCGCGGCGGGACACGACCGGGGAACCCCUCCUCUGUUGCUAAGGGGCGGCCCGGAAGUGACGCUUUGUUGACAGCACACCGACAGCCACAGGCUCUCGAAGCGGUCGAAGCGGACCGGGGGGAGGGGCUGGGCCCGGAGCCAGCAGCCGGCGGCCCUUAGCGGCCCGAGGGCAAGGGAACGGCCUCCGUCCGCGACUCAGGCCGCUGCAUUCCCGCCCUGCCCCGCCCCGCCCCACCGACCGGACCCGGACCGGAUCCGACCUCCUGCGUCGCUCUGGCAGCGGAUUCCCCAGGGCCGCGGCCUCUGCUUGUAAGCCUGCGAAGCAUCCCGUCUCCCCGCUGAGGGCCGCCCCCUCCCAGGGUUGUGGCUCUGCCAAUGAUCUUGUGAGUGUUGAGAAUUUAUAGUUGCCCUUGUGGGUCCACCCUAGAGUGGCCACCUGCCUUCUCCCAGCAUGGCGUCCGACACACCUGAGUCCCUGAUGGCCCUCUGUACUGACUUCUGUCUCCGGAAUCUUGAUGGCACCCUGGGCUACCUGCUGGACAAGGAGACCCUGCGGCUGCAUCCAGACAUCUUCUUGCCCAGCGAAAUCUGUGACCAGCUGGUCAAUGAGUACGUGGAGCUGGUCAGUGCUGCCUGCACCUUUGAGCCCCACGAGACUUUCUUCAGCCUCUUCUCAGACCCCCGCAGCACCCGCCUCACUCGGAUCCACCUCCGUGAGGACCUGGUGCAGGACCAGGACCUAGAGGCCAUUCGCAAGCAGGACCUGGUGGAGCUGUACCUGACCAACUGCGAGAAGCUGUCUGCCAAGAGCCUGCAGACGCUGCGGAGCUUCAGCCACAGUCUGGUGUCGCUGAGCCUCUUUGGCUGCUCCAACAUCUUCUAUGAGGAGGACAACCCAGGGGGCUGCGAGGACGAGUGUCUCGUCAACCCCACCUGCCAGGUGCUGGUCAAGGACUUCACCUUUGAAGGCUUCAGCCGCCUGCGUUUCCUCAACCUGGGCCGCAUGAUUGAUGGUGUCCCUGUGGAGUCACUGCUGCGGCCACUCAACUCACUGGCUGCCUUGGACCUCUCAGGCAUCCAGACAAGUGAUGCCACCUUCCUAACACAGUGGAAGGACAGUCUGAUGUCCCUUGUGCUCUACAACAUGGAUCUUUCGGAUGAGCACAUCCGUGUGAUCGUCCAGCUGCACAAGCUGCGCCACCUGGACAUCUCCCGAGACCGCCUCUCCAGCUACUACAAGUUCAAGCUGACGCGGAAGGUUCUCAGCCUCUUGGUGCAGAAGCUGGGGAACCUGAUGUCCCUAGACAUCUCUGGCCACAUGAUCCUAGAGAACUGCAGCAUCUCUAAGAUGGAGGAGGAGGCAGGGCAGACCAGCACUGAGCCUUCCAAGAGCAGCAUCAUGCCUUUCCGGGCUCUGAAGAGGCCACUGCAGUUCCUUGGGCUCUUUGAGACCUCCUUGUGUCGCCUCACACACAUUCCAGCCUACAAAGUAAGCGGUGACAAGAAUGAAGAACAAGUGCUGAAUGCCAUCGAGGCCUACACAGAACACCGGCCUGAGAUCACUUCCAGGGCCAUCAACCUGCUGUUUGACAUCGCACGUAUUGAGCGCUGCAACCAGCUUCUGCGGGCCCUGAAGCUGGUCAUCACAGCCCUCAAGUGCCACAAGUAUGACAAGAACAUUCAAGUGACUGGCAGUGCCGCCCUCUUCUACCUGACCAACUCUGAGUACCGCUCAGAGCAGAGUGUCAGACUGCGCCGACAGGUCAUCCAGGUGGUGCUGAAUGGCAUGGAGUCCUACCAGGAGGUGACGGUGCAGCGGAACUGCUGUCUGACCCUUUGCAACUUCAGCAUCCCCGAGGAACUGGAGUUCCAGUACCGCCGGGUGAAUGAGCUUCUGCUUAGCAUCCUCAGCCCCACCCGGCAGGACGAGUCCAUCCAGCGCAUUGCUGUGCACCUGUGUAAUGCCCUGGUCUGUCAGGUGGACAAUGACCACAAGGAAGCCGUGGGCAAGAUGGGCUUCGUCGUGACCAUGUUGAAGCUGAUCCAGAAGAAGCUGCUGGACAAGACGUGUGACCAGGUCAUGGAGUUCUCAUGGAGUGCCCUGUGGAACAUCACAGACGAGACACCCGACAACUGCGAGAUGUUCCUCAGCUUCAAUGGCAUGAAGCUCUUCCUUGACUGCCUCAAGGAGUUCCCAGAGAAGCAGGAGCUGCACCGGAACAUGCUGGGACUCUUGGGGAAUGUGGCAGAGGUGAAGGAGCUGCGGCCUCAGCUGAUGACCUCUCAGUUCAUCAGCGUCUUCAGCAACCUGCUGGAAAGCAAGGCUGAUGGCAUUGAGGUUUCUUACAAUGCUUGUGGUGUCCUGUCCCACAUCAUGUACGAUGGGCCUGAGGCCUGGGGUGUCUGUGAGCCCCAGAGGGCCGAGGUGGAAGAGCGUAUGUGGGCAGCCAUCCAGAGCUGGGACAUCAACUCCCGGAGGAAUAUCAACUACAGGUUUGAGAUGGGAAGGUCCUUUGAGCCCAUUCUCCGUCUCCUUCCUCAGGGCAUCUCUCCAGUCAGCCAGCACUGGGCCACCUGGGCCCUAUACAAUCUUGUGUCUGUCUACCCUGACAAAUACUGCCCCCUGCUGAUCAAAGAAGGUGGGAUGCCCCUGCUGAGGGGCUUGAUCAAGAUGGCCACUGCCCGACAGGAAACCAAGGAGAUGGCCCGCAAGGUGAUUGAUCACUGCAGUAACUUUAGAGAGGAGAACAUGGACACGUCCAGAUAGAGGCCUCCACCCAUGGCCACACAGCCUGGACCACAGGACCGGAGGAAGCGCUGGAGUCCAGUGGGCAGGUCCCUUGCAGAGCCUCCCACUGGAUGAAGAGACAGUGAGGACUUUUGCACAGCUGACGCUUUUCCUUAAUGGUAGUGAGAUAUAUAUUAUAUAUAUAUAUUUUUUUUUCUUUUUGGUUAGGAAGUGUGAAGUUUUGUGUGUAUGACUUCUCCUAAGUCUCCGCAGCUCCUUGCCACCCUCAGCCCGCCUCCAAACUUUCAUUGCUGCCAUGUUCACUCCUGCCCCAGCCAGGCUUGCCUCAAAUGCUGUGAGUGUCCAGUCCCUUCCCAGUGAGCUCAGACCCUGGCCUGGCUUCUGUCUGUCGUGGGAGGAGCUGGCCUUACCAGGCUGCUCAGCAUCCCUGGUGUCUGCCUGAGUGCCCUGUCUGGGCUCCCAGGUGAAGUUGAUGGGGUUUGGGGAUUAAGACCAGCUCUGCUGAGUCUCGCAGAAGCCUUGGUGCUCCAGGCUGUGAGCCAUGGGGGUCAGAGAGGAAGCUGUUCCCAGGCCUCAGGCUAAGCAGUUCCUGUCCAGAGAACCCUGGAGAAGCCGGGCUGUGUUGGCCCCCUGCUUUCUGGCCAGGCCUGCCUGUGGCCAUGCUGCUAUGGAGACUGUCUCACGUCUCCCUCAGGCCCCAGCCCCAAGAUGCUCAGAACUCAGGGGCAAUUCCACUGCCCCUUCUGCCAAACAUGCCCCAGCCCACCCCAGCUCUGGUAGCUGGCACUUUCCAGGACCAGGGUCUUGCUUCUUUUUCUGUAGCCCUCAUCUGCCCACAGCACCCCAGUGCCCAGGUAUUCCCACCAGCAGAGCUGAGCCCACCCCCUGCCCAGAAGGUAGAAGGCAGGAGGUCCCUACUCCAGCCCUUCACAGUGGCAGCGGACAGCCGCCUACAGACCAGCACUGGGCCAUUCUCUGUCCCUCCAGCCCACUCAGGCUGUCCCUGAGAAGCUGCUGUGUUGUGUGACAGGCCUUGCUCCAGGUGUCUCCUACACCCUCCCACUGUAUCUCAGCAUUGCUUCUUGUUGACACAGGACUGCUGAGGAGGCCUGUGCUCACAGAGAGCACAGCUCACCCGGGAGGCAGCUUUUGCUGUGACUUUUUCUCCCCUCUUGCUUCUCUGGGCCUGUUCUUUGAUUCUUCUGGCCUGGCAUGCCUGCUUCCAGGCAGAAGUGGCCCGGCUGUUCCCAAAACUCAGGGAGAGGUAACUGACCUCUCCUGAGGAGACUGUCUCCCCAGCCAGGCUAGAGGGCUUAAUCAUGUGCUUCUCCCAUGCAGCACUUGGGCAACCCCAGCCCCUCCUUUCCACCCCAGCCCUUCUGGCAGCAGCCAGACCAUGAGCAGAGUUCAUAGCCCAUCGCUUACCACCUGGGGUCUGCGUAAAUGUCUGUACUUUGGGGUGUCACAGAAAUACAUUUUUGUGCAAA
This is a messenger RNA of Chionomys nivalis (European snow vole), 4369 nucleotides long. RefSeq names its product zyg-11 related cell cycle regulator (gene Zer1). The transcript is spliced from 16 exons. The coding region runs from base 585 to 2900 and encodes 771 amino acids. NCBI's taxonomy places the organism in Eukaryota, Metazoa, Chordata, Mammalia, Rodentia, Cricetidae. The record is from RefSeq and is a predicted model, not a curated record. Gene Ontology annotation, cellular component: Cul2-RING ubiquitin ligase complex. Gene Ontology annotation, molecular function: protein binding.